AUGGCGGCGCGGGGCUCGGUGCUCGCGGUGCGAAAGUGCCUCGCCUGCCUGGAGUUUAUGUACUCGUCCUCAGACUCGUCCUCCUCCUCUUCCUCAGACUCGUCCUCAGACUCUUCCUCAGACUCGUCCUCAGACUCGUCCUCCUCCUCUUCCUCAGACUCGUCCUCAGACUCGUCCUCCUCCUCUUCCUCAGACUCGUCCUCCUCCUCUCGUCCAGACUCGUCCUCCUCCUCUUCCUCAGACUCGACUCGUCCUCAGACUCGUCCUCCAGACUCGUCCUCAGACUCGUCCUCCUCCCUCCUCUCCUCCUCAGACUCGUCCUCAGACUCGUCCCCAGACUCGUCCUCAGACUCGUCCUCAGACUCGUCCUCAGACUCGUCCCCAGACUCGUCCUCAGACUCGUCCCCAGACUCGUCCUCAGACUCGUCUCAGACUCCUCCUCUCUCCUCUCAGACUCUUCCUCAGACUCGUCCUCCUCCUCGUCCUCAGACUCGUCCUCCUCCUCUUGCUCAGACUCGUCCUCAGACUCACUCGUCCUCCUCCUCGUCCUCAGACUCGUCCUCAGACUCGUCCCCAGACUCGUCCUCAGACUCGUCCUCAGACUCGUCCUCAGACUCGUCCUCAGAGUCUGGUGAUGUUUCUGUGUCGUCUCUCUCAGAUAACCAGAUUCAGAAACACGAGUCUGAGUCUGAGUCUGAGUCUGGCCACAGACCAACUGCCCCCACAGCCGCUGUCCAGGAAUCUGCCCUCGAGUAUCUGCCCUCGCUGACCUUCUCUGGAGUAUCUGCCCUCACACUCGCUGACCUCCAGAUCCACGGUGGCGACGCACAUGAGUAA
Molecule: messenger RNA, 837 nt
Organism: Boleophthalmus pectinirostris (great blue-spotted mudskipper)
Lineage: Eukaryota; Metazoa; Chordata; Actinopteri; Gobiiformes; Gobiidae
Exons: 6
Coding region: 1-837 (278 amino acids)
Source: RefSeq, a predicted model, not a curated record